This is a messenger RNA of Notothenia coriiceps (black rockcod), 1644 nucleotides long. Its product is annotated as mid1-interacting protein 1-B-like. Gene Ontology annotation, cellular component: cytosol. The coding region runs from base 291 to 785 and encodes 164 amino acids. The record is from RefSeq and is a predicted model, not a curated record. Gene Ontology annotation, biological process: regulation of lipid biosynthetic process. Lineage: Eukaryota; Metazoa; Chordata; Actinopteri; Perciformes; Nototheniidae. The transcript has a single exon.
CUGGUUUCAACUGCAUACAAACUUGACAAACAGGUUGUGCGACCGCCUCUAAAACCGGAAACCUUUCCUAUAUAAACGCACACCUUUCUCUUCACAAGACAGAAACUACGAAAAGAGCUCAAACACUGAACAUAGGGGAAAACUCAACUCGCCUGAUUUACACGACAGCCAAUCCCCGCAGAAGAAUUACAGCCAAGCAGACGUUACUCUAAGCCGAUCAGCCCGGAAAUAAAGACACAGAGGAGAAACAAAUAAGUAACUGAUCUUCCACAAGAAAAAAACUCGCCACUAUGAUGAUGCAGCAAGAAUCCCCGUCGCAGAAGAACUCCCUGUUCAACGCCAUGAACAGAUUCAUCGGCGCCGUGAACAACAUGGACCAGACGGUCAUGUUGCCCAGCAUGCUCAUGGACGUCCCGCUGGAGCUGGAGGAGGACAGGGAGAUGACGAACUCCAUUAAAUCGGAUGAGGACGAGGGGGACAUGUACAGCUACUACGAGCUGCUCAAGUCCAUCCGCAGGGACAUCCAGGUGGGGGUGAGGCGUGCAGAGGCCGAUGAGAGGCACAAGGAGAGCAUGGUGAUCAGCCGCAAGAACUCCUCCGCGUCCAUCUCUUCCGCAUCAUCACUAUCAUCAUUUUCUUCCGAGGAGGAAGAGGAGGAAGACGAGGAUCUGCAGAAGCAGUUCCAGUUCCACCUGACCGGGCUGCAAGGGGUCCUGUCCAAGCUCACCGUGCAGGCUGACUCUCUCACCAAGCGAUACAAGAAGGAGAUCGGUAUGUGCCACUAAGCUCGGAACCACAGAAACUUAAAAAAAGAAAGAAAACAGAAUUAGUUCUAUUGGACUGGCUGAACUGACUUUUCUCAAUUGGGUCUCUUUGCUGCUGCUGUCACUACUGAUGAAAUUUAUGAACAAUCAUUUGAAUGGUAGAGAAAGAAAGACAGCUUAUUUCUCUUUCUACUCUGUGGUAUUAUUGACUGUAGAUGUGUUGAACCUGAUGAAAGCAUGUGUGUACUUAACACCAAACGAAUAUGUUUUGCACUCCAAAGUUUUGAACACAUAUUGCAUUCAGCACCUGUGAUGCAUAUAUGAAACAUAUUUAAAACCUUUUUAUUUAAUGUAAUGUAUUUUUUUAUUACCUCACUCUGUAUAGUUUGAGAGCCAAAUGUUAUUUCAAAGUUGGAGGAGAGGUGGACUGCAUGAACUACAGGACCUGUUGUCUGAACCGCCCCUCUAUGGGGGGGGGAUACUGACGAAAGAUCCAGCUUCCUGUUUGUGCUGCUGAGGAUGUCAGUGUGUUCAGAUGUAUGCGUCUCUGUAUGAUUAGUUCUCCUUCAAAUCUGAUGUGUCUGUGACUUUAAAUUAUGCCUGCAUGGAAGGAGGCAGAUGCUCACUGUAGCUGUUGCCUGUGAUCUCCUAAUGCCCUACAUGGCCAUUGAACCAGCAUCAAGUGAUAAUGCCUCUGCAUGGAGCAUAAUGAGGGUUUCCACAAGAUGUAUUGUUUUUAUUGUCAUGUAUUUGCUAUUGUUAUUAUUAUGGUAUUAUUGGACCAUGUCCAUCUGUCAAAAUAAGCAAGUGCUUUUGUAUGCACCUUCUGCACCAUUUUUGUACUUAUUUGUUUCUGAAAAUAAACUUUGAUAUGAACUUA